Messenger RNA from Lonchura striata (white-rumped munia), 2960 nucleotides. The record is from RefSeq and is a predicted model, not a curated record. Lineage: Eukaryota; Metazoa; Chordata; Aves; Passeriformes; Estrildidae.
CCCCGGGCCCGGGCCGGGGUAGGAUGGGAUGGAGGGGAGGGACGGAGCUGCCCGGUGCAUCCCGCCGUGCCUCAGUUUCCCCACAGGGCAGCUUGCCAUGGCCGACCCCAGCCACAUCCAGUCGGCCGCCUCCAAGAGCAUCCGUCCCUUCCGCUCCAGCGAGGAGUACCUGGAGGCCAUGAAGGAGGACCUGGCCGAGUGGUUCAACACCCUCUACGACCUGGACAUCCAGGUGGACACCUUCCUGGAGAGCCUGGAGACGGGCUGUCACCUCUGCCGCCACGCCAACAACGUCAACCGCACCGCCCUGGACUUCCAGGAGCGGCACCCCGAGGCGGCCGCCCGCAUGCGUGUGCCCCAGAACGAGGUGGUCUUCCAGGCCAAGAACGUGGUGCCCGGCUCCUUCAUCGCCCGGGAUAACGUCUCCAACUUCAUCCAGUGGUGCCGGCAGGACCUGGGCAUCCAGGACGUGCUGAUGUUCGAGACCAACGACUUGGUGCUGAAAAAGAACGAGAAGAACUUUGUCCUCUGCCUGCUGGAGGUGGCCAGGAGGGGCUCCAAGUUUGGGAUGCUGGCGCCCAUGCUGAUCCAAAUGGAGGAGGAGAUCGAGGAGGAGAUGAGGGACCAAAUGGCCGACGGCGUGCUGGGCACGCGCCGGGAGAGCCGGGACCCCCAGGCGGGCGCCUACCCCGGCCGGGCCCGGCCCAUCACCCUGGGCGACCUCAAGAACCUGGACGAGCUGGUGCGGGAGAUCCUGGGCUGCUGCUCCUGCCCCUCGCAGUUCCCCAUGGUCAAGGUGUCGGAGGGGAAGUACAAAGUGGGCGACUCCAACACGCUCAUCUUCGUGCGGGUGCUGCGGAGCCACGUCAUGGUGCGCGUGGGCGGCGGCUGGGACACGCUGGAGCAUUACCUGGACAAGCACGACCCGUGUCGCUGCGCUGCCCUCUCUCACCGCCUGCCCCAGCCCCGCGCCCCGGGCGUGUCCCCCCAAAAAGCCGCUGCCGGCACCUCCUCGUCCCGCGCCUCCAGCCCCAGCACCCCCCGGCGGCCCCGGCCCCCCCCGGCCGGGGCGGAGCGGGGCCCCCAGCCCCGGGGGGACCCCCCGAAGCCCCCCAAGCAGGAGGGCUUGCCCCCCCGGGGGGGAGCCCCGCUCCGCCCCGGCAGCCCCGCCAGGAGCCCCGCGGAGCCGCGGGGAGCAGGGACGCCCAGGCCCCGCGCUGCCGCUCGCUCCCGGCGCUGCUCCGGUGACAGCGACUCCUCGGCCGCCUCGGCGCAGAGCGGCCCCCGCCGCCCCCCGGCCCGCCGGGACCCCGCGGAGCCGCCGGCCCCGGGCUCGCCCCGCGCCCCCCGCAGCCCCGGGCGCGGCCCCGCGCCGCUGCUGCUCAUCCGCCGCCGGCCCGACGGGCAGCACUCGUGGGCACGGCCCGAGUCCCCCGCGGGGAGCCCCGGGGCGCGGCGCGACCCCCGGCCCGGCCCCGGGGACCCCGAGGAGCUGGCGCGGAGGCUGCGGGCGCCGCGCUGGCUGGAGCCCGGGCAGGAGCAGCGGCUGUUCCAGCGGCUGGAGGAGGAAUUCCUGGCCAACACGCGGCUGCUGGAGCAGCUGGGGGACACGGAGAGCCCCCCCCCCGCGCCCCCCGCCGCCGCUGACUCGGCCUAUUGCUCCUCCUCAUCCUCCUCUUCCUCCCUGAACGUCUUCGCCAAGCACGGGCUGCCCGCCGAGGACGGGCGGCGGGGCGGGGGCAGCGACGGGAACAACAACGGGAACAACACCGGGAACCACGGCGGGUGCCCCCCGCUGCCGUCCGACCCCACCGUGGCGGAUGCGCGGCGCCGCUCCACCUUCUCCAGCUCCUCCGACGAGAGCUGCUGCUUCCCGGCCUCCUGGGACAACCGGGAGACCGCGGGGAACCCCGGCUCCGACACCGACUGGGCCACCGGGGACGACGAGCUGAUGGAGACGGAGGAGAGCCCCGGGCCGGGGGUCCCCGCGGCCCCGCCGCGGGCCUGGGCCAAGCCCCGGCUGGACACGCAGCCCCACAAGACGCCCUCCCGGAUCCCCACGCCCCGGGGGUACGGGGCGGGCGCCCAGCGGGCCCCCAACGGCAGCCCCAGGGCCUGGGGGGCUGUGCAGAGCAUCCCCUCCCUCCUGGAGAACCCCUGGGCCCCGCGGGAGCGCCAGGGGCUGGAGGAGAACGCGUGGCCGUGAGGGGUCGAUGGCCCUGGCAGCCCCUGGGGACAUCCCCGAGCUGCUGGGCAGGGUGGAGGUGGCACCUGAGUGGGGACACCCGGCCCGGCGAUGGCCACAGAGCUGGGGUGGCCAGGACCUCUGCACUUGGUGACUGUUGGCAUUGGGGUGGGCCCCGCAAGGAGCCCCCAGCCCCAGCCAGGCCCAAGGGUGCCGGGGUGUCCCCAUGCCCUGGGAGCAGCUCCCCAGGAGGGGCCAGCGCGUGCUCCGGGCAGUGGUGGCCAGAGCAGAGCUGGGAAUGGGGCUGGAGAGCACCCGGUUCUUCUCCUCCUGGGCUCUUCAUCCUCAGUCUUCUCCACUUGUUUUCUUUAUCGUAACCUUCUCAUCUUGUCUUCUCCUCCUUUUCUUGCUAUUCUUGUCAUCCUCCUCCUCAUCUCUCUCCUCUUCUUUUGGGCUGCCUCCUCCUUCUCUUGUCUUCUCUUCUCCUCUUGGCUUUCACAUCCUUUUCCCUCAUCAUCUUCCCCUCUUCAUGGCCUCAUCAUCACUGCCUUGGCCAUAUUCACCUCUCCACCCCUGAGACGACUCGGGGACAUGCAGUUUGUCACCACAAGCCCUAUUUCAGGGCAGGAGAAGGUCCCCAGCUGGCCCCAGCACCGCUCACAGCUCGUGUUGAUGUCCCCAGGGUGGGACAGGGCUGUGCCCCCAGCCCAGGCCACCGUGGCCCCCACCCCUGCAUGUCCUCUCCAGCCAGUAAAGACCAACGGAGCUGAGCCCA